This is a messenger RNA of Schistocerca americana (American grasshopper), 633 nucleotides long. RefSeq names its product glycine-rich cell wall structural protein 1-like. The record is from RefSeq and is a predicted model, not a curated record. The coding region runs from base 1 to 633 and encodes 210 amino acids. The transcript has a single exon. Lineage: Eukaryota; Metazoa; Arthropoda; Insecta; Orthoptera; Acrididae.
AUGGGUGGAGGUGUCAGUAUAGGUGUAAGUGGAGGUGGAGGUGGAAGUGGAAGUGGAGGUGGAGGUGGAGGUGGAAGUGGAAGUGGAGGUGGAGGUGGAGGUGGAUGGGUAGGUGGAGGUGGAGGUGGAUGGGGAGAUGGAGGUGGAUGGGGAGGUGUAGGUGGAGCUGUAGGCGGAGGUGUAGGUGUAGGUGUAGGUGGAGGUGGAGGUGAAGGUGGAGGUGUCGGUGGAGGUUUUGGUGUAAUUGCAGGUGGAAAUGGAAGUGGAGUUGGAGGUGGAGGUGGAUGGGGAGGUGGAGGUGGAUUUGUAGGCGGAGGUGUAGGUGUAGGUAUAGGUGGAGGUGGAGGUGAAGGUGGAGGUGGAGGUGGAGGUUAUGGUGUAAUUGCAGGUGGAAGUGGAAGUGGAGUUGGAGGUGGAGGUGGAUGGGGAGGUGGAGGUGGAUUUGUAGGCGGAGGUGUAGGUGUAGGUAUAGCUGGAGGUGGAGGUGAAGGUGGAGGUGUCGGUGGAGGUUUUGGUGUAAAUGCAGGUGGAAAUGGAAGUGGAGUUGGAGGUGGGUGGGGAGCUGGGAGUAUUUGGGGAAGUGGAGGUGGAAACUGUAGUGGAAGUGGAGUAUGGAAUAACUGGUUCUCAUAA